CAUUUGUUAGUACCGGCUACCGACAAACGUAACGUGACUAAGUUUAAAUUGCAGCUCGAACCAAGAAAAAAUCAAACAUGAAAACAAAAAAUAAUACUCCUAGUAAAUCCCACUUCCUUUGAUGCAUAAAAGGCUACACGGAGACUCUAAGCUUCUUCGGUAUUCCAAGUCUCAAACAAAUCCAUGGCUUCUCUUUCUUCUUUUAAUUCCAUUUCCGCUGCUUCAACUAGGUCUCUAACCUCAACCCAUAGUUCCUCUGAAAAGAAAACACAGAUCUCUGUGGUUAGUAAACCAAAACAUGUUAGCCUUAAGGCGAUCGAGUGCAGAGCUAAUAAAGAUCGUGAUCAUGACAAUCAAGAAAAAAAUGAAACUAGCAGCUUGAUUGAUAGAAGAAAUAUGCUUCUUGGUCUAGGAGGUUUAUAUGGUGCGACGUCAACCGCUGGGUUUGGUGCUGACCGUAUGGCUAUGGCGGCUCCAAUAGCUCCACCGGACUUAUCAAAAUGCGGUCCAGCAAAUCUUCCGGACGGGGCGCUACCAGUAAAUUGUUGUCCGCCACCAAACACAGAAAUCAUCGACUUUCAAGUUCCAUCUCAAACUACUCCUCUUAGGAUUCGUCCAGCUGCUCAUUUAGUUGAUGAGGCUUAUAUUGAGAAAUAUAACAGAGCCUAUGAACUUAUGAGAGCUCUGCCAGAUGACGAUCCACGUAGUUUUAAACAACAAGCUAAUGUUCACUGUGCUUACUGUGAUGGUGCUUAUGAUCAAGCUGGUUUUCCUAACUUGGACAUUCAAGUUCAUGGAUCAUGGUUGUUCUUUCCAUUCCAUAGAUAUUAUCUUUACUUCCAUGAGAAAAUCUUGGGUAGUUUAAUCGAUGAUCCAACUUUUGCUUUACCUUUUUGGAAUUGGGAUUCUCCUGCAGGUAUGGGAAUGCCUUCAAUGUAUGCGCAACCAGGUUCAUCUCUUUACGAUGAGCUUCGUGACGCUGUACAUCAACCACCAUAUCUUCUCGAUCUUAAUUACAAUACUGUUGAUUUAAAUCUCCCGGCUAGGCAAGUAUAUAACAGGAAUCUUACUACCAUGUAUCGUCAAAUGGUGUCCGGUGCAAGGACCGCAACACUUUUCCUUGGAUCCCCAUAUCGAGCCGGUGAUGUAGCGCAACCUGCCGGAGGAACACUUGAGAAUGUUCCCCAUGGUCCAGUUCAUAUUUGGACUGGAGAUAGAACUCAACCCAACUUUGAAAACAUGGGUAAUUUCUAUUCUGCAGCUAGAGAUCCAAUCUUUUUCGCCCAUCAUUCAAACUGUGAUCGGAUGUGGACCGUAUGGAAAAGUUUGGGAGGAAACCGAAGGGAUUUCACUGAUCCUGAUUUCUUAAAUGCUGCUUUUCUUUUCUACAAUGAGAAAAAACAGCUCGUCAGGGUCACGAUUAAAGACUGUUUGAAACAAGAGAAUCUAAGGUACCAGUAUCAAGAUGUGGAGAUUCCAUGGCUGCAAACAAGACCCAGAAUUCCUACAGCAAGGAACGUCAACAAGAUUAAUAUAGCAAAAAAGAAAUCAGGAGGGGGGACUGAAUUCCCUAUAAUACUCGACAAAACAGUACGAGUUUUGGUUAAAAGGCCAAAGAAAAAAUCAAGAAGCAAGAAAGAAAAAGAAGAUAAAGAAGAGAUUUUGGUCAUAAGCGGUAUUGAGCUCGACAAAAGUGCUCUUGUGAAAUUCGACGUCUUUAUUAAUGAUGAAGACGAAGUUGGUCCUGAAUCAAGUGAAUUUGUAGGUAGUUUUACCAACGUACCACAUAGACAUGGAAAGAAAGGCAAGAAAAUCAAGACUGGGUUGAAGUUAGGAAUAACUGAUAUUCUUGAAGAUCUAGAUGCUGAAAAUGAUGAUGAUGUUCUUGUUACUAUAAUACCUAGAGAUUCAGGAAGAGGAAAAGAGGUUGUUACAAUUGAAGGUAUUGAAAUCCAGUUUGAUUAAUCGAUCUUGAUUGAUUAAUCAUAAGAUGUUUGCAUUUUCUAUUCAACGUUUGGGUUUUCUAUGUCUAUCGGUUGGUUUGUUUUUCUUUGAAUAAUGUGUGUUGUUGUAAUAAAAUUGUUGGUCAAGGUGUGUAUGUCCAACAUCUUAAAUGCGUUUUUGUGUUAUGAA
Messenger RNA from Papaver somniferum (opium poppy), 2133 nucleotides. RefSeq names its product polyphenol oxidase, chloroplastic-like. Gene Ontology annotation, biological process: pigment biosynthetic process. NCBI's taxonomy places the organism in Eukaryota, Viridiplantae, Streptophyta, Magnoliopsida, Ranunculales, Papaveraceae. Gene Ontology annotation, molecular function: catechol oxidase activity. Bases 184 to 1965 code for a protein of 593 amino acids. The transcript has 2 exons. The record is from RefSeq and is a predicted model, not a curated record.